Molecule: messenger RNA, 1191 nt
Organism: Phragmites australis (common reed)
Lineage: Eukaryota; Viridiplantae; Streptophyta; Magnoliopsida; Poales; Poaceae
Product: elongation of fatty acids protein 3-like
Exons: 1
Coding region: 151-1035 (294 amino acids)
Biological process (GO): fatty acid elongation, monounsaturated fatty acid; fatty acid elongation, polyunsaturated fatty acid; very long-chain fatty acid biosynthetic process
Cellular component (GO): endoplasmic reticulum membrane
Molecular function (GO): fatty acid elongase activity
Source: RefSeq, a predicted model, not a curated record
AUGAGAUGGCUCAAGAAAGAUACCAACCUCCUCUAAUGGCGAUGGGCGGCUAUAUAUAUCCAUCACCCUCUUGCCCAAAUCCCUUUCCAUCCUCCGCACCGUACAACGACAAUCACCCCCUCGGCUCCUCUUCGUCGCGAUCCGCAGCCCAUGGCCGCCGCCUACUGGCUCGCCGAGCACCCGGCCAUCGUCGGCUUCCGCUGGAGCCCCACCGACCUGUGGUUCUCCACCUGGGCCUUCCUCCUCGGCUUCCUCGCCUCCUACGUCGCGCUCUGCCUCGCCCUCGACGCCUUUCUCGGCGCCGUCCUGCGCCGACGGAAGGCGCUCCCGCUGGGCCCCGUGCCGCCCGCCCACGCGCUGCUCAUGGCGGCCGUGUCGGCGGUCAUCUUUGUGGGGACGCUGCUAUCCGCCGUCGCCGAGAUACGGGAUACGCGCUGGUCGUGGCGCGGGCGCAGCCGCACCACGCCGUUCCGGUGGCUGCUCUGCUUCCCGCCCGGGACGCGCUCCUCGGGCCGCGUCUUCUUCUGGUCCUACGCCUACUACCUCUCCCGCUACCUCCACGCAGCGCGGGGCGUCUUCGCGGUGCUACGGCGCCGGCGCGGCGCGGCCGCGAGGGUGUUCGCGCACGCGGCCUCCAUCGCCAUGGCGUUCCUCUGGCUCGAGUUCUCGCAGUCGUUCCAGGUGCUCGCCAUCCUCGCCUCCACGCUGGCGCACGCCGUCGCCUGCGGCUUCCGCUUCUGGGUCGGCGCGGGGCUCCCCGCCGCGCGCGCAGCCCGCGGCGCCCCCGUCGCGCUCGCCUGCCAGCUCGCGCUGCUCGGGUGCAACCUCGCGUGCCACGUCGGCGUCGUGUGGAUGCACUUCGGCGUCGUCGCCGGCGGGUGCAGCGGCAUCGGCGCGUGGGUGUUCAACACGCCUCUCAACGCCGCCCUGCUCUGGGUGUUCCUGCAUUGCUACGGCAAGCGCGGCGUCUGCGACGAUGACGGCGGCGCCACCGCCGCCCGCGCGCGGCACGACAGCACCGACAAGGAGCUAUGACGACCGACGAGCGCCUGUGAGGUGAUGACUUAUGACCACCCCAAGAAAACAAAAUCCUGUGAUAUUUUUGUACAUAAGCCUGGCGAUGGAAUCGAAUGAGGAGGAGAUAAAACAAUAAAGGGAUUGGCAAUCCUCUUUGCAAGAGAGAGAGAGAGA